AUGCAUCCUAUCGCGUUACAACUCUUUUACUUGUUCACAUUUGCAGCAAUUAGUCCAGUGCUGGCUGCAUAUUGUAAGCUAUCUCCCUCUGACAAAAGUUGGCCUUCUCCCGAAGAAUGGUCUGGCCUCAAUAAGUCUAUCGAAGGAACCCUCCUUCGCACCAUCCCAGUCGCUUCGUCUUGCUACCCGGGAAACCCGUUCGACUCCCCUUAUAAUUGUUCCGAUGUGACAAAACAUUGGUCUUACGCCGCCUAUCACUCCGCUUGGCCCGAAAGUACCGACUACUCGAUCUACAGUAACAACUCCUGUGUGCCGCCCGGUGCGGAUGGAUACAGCAAGGAAAAACGUUGCAGCAUUGAUGGAUUACCUCAAUACAUUGUUAAUGCCACCACUGAGAAUCAAGUUUCUACUGCCAUGGCAUGGGCGUAUCGGAAAGGAAUCCGUACGGUGAUCAAGUCGACAGGCCAUGAUCUUGGUGGCAGAUCAACUGGUGCUUAUGCCAUCUCUAUUUGGACCCACAACUUCAACCAAAUUCAACAUCUCCUAGCCUGGCGGGUGCCUGGAAGCAAUGAAACCGCCGACGUGGUCGUCGCUGGGGGCGGGAACAACUGGGGUUCUGUUGGUACCGUCGCUCAUCAGGUAAAACGAACAGUAGUUGGAGGCGAAGACGCGACUGUGGGACUGGGUGGAUUGAUCUUAAACGGUGGCCAUGGACUCUUGUCUAGCCACUACGGUCUGGCAUCCGAUCAGGUACUGCAGGUCACUGUGAUUACUACCGACGGUCGCCGCCUAGUUGCCAACGAUGAGGAGAACCAAGACCUCUUCUGGGCGGUUCGGGGAGCUGGCGGAGGUCAAUUCGGAGUCGUGACUGAAUUCAUCCUCAAAACUCAUCCCGUUCCUGCUAGUGUGGUCACUGGUAGUCUGACGUUCUAUCCGCGUCACAAGUCAAAUGAGAGCGAGAACGCGUCCUGGGCAGCCCUUGCCGAAACAGUUGCCCAGAUUCCAGAUUUGAUGGAUACAGGCAUCACGGGGACGGUGACCUCAGUGACUGGCGAGCAGGCCGUAAGCCUCUUGGGCCUGAGUGAAGCUGUCCCCGGAGCAGCAGUUUUUGUUAGUUUAACCAGCUACAACUCGACCACGGAAAGCAUGAACGCUACUCUCCACGAACUCGAAUCUCAAAUAACCGAGGGUCAUCACCCUCAUCUCAAUCUCACUUUGACACCACCAACUUCCCAGAGCUACUGGUCGUUUACCAAGCCAAACUACCUCGCCAGCCAGUCAGCUGGCUCAACGAGUUUACUUACCAGCCGGCUCUUAGGAAGACCCGAGCUGUUCAGCCUCAAGAGAGAGAAUUUGAUCGAUUAUCUUCAGCAGAUCUCUGUUGCACAAGAUACCGAGAAAGGUUCUAUGUUGUUGUUCGGUAUGCAGGCUGGGCUCGGACCAGCCAACGUCCCCGAGAAGAGACGUGGAAGCGUUCUUCCAGCUUGGCGCACAGCAUAUGCCCAUGUCAUGGCAUAUGGUGCCUCCGUGAAUGCGACAGGGGAUCCAAGGCAGGCUUUGGCAGCUGGUGCACAGUGGUAUGAGACUGUCAAAGAGCCCGUUUGGAGGAACUGGGCUCCCAGUAGCGGAGCAUACAUGAACGAAGGCAAUCCCUUCACCAGUACGUGGAAACACGAUUUCUACGGUGAGAAUUAUGAUCGGCUUCUAGAGACUAAGCUCAAGUACGAUCCGAUCGGAAGUAUAUUUGUUUGGAGUGGGAUUGGAAGUGACAUGUGGAACUAUGAUUUGCACAGUGGUCUGCUUUGUCGGGUGGAUUAG
This is a messenger RNA of Penicillium atrosanguineum, 1818 nucleotides long. RefSeq names its product putative isoamyl alcohol oxidase. The record is from RefSeq and is a predicted model, not a curated record. NCBI's taxonomy places the organism in Eukaryota, Fungi, Ascomycota, Eurotiomycetes, Eurotiales, Aspergillaceae. The transcript has 2 exons. The coding region runs from base 1 to 1818 and encodes 605 amino acids. Gene Ontology annotation, molecular function: oxidoreductase activity; FAD binding.